AUGCUACUAAGUAGAGAGUAUUUAAUAAGUUCAAUUAGAACAAUACAGCCUACUUACGAUUCACUGAGCUGCGUUAUUGAAUAUAUCCUUUUGUUCAUCAACAGUUUAGACUGCAUCACUGACAUCAUUAUAAAAGAAGCUAAAAACAGCAAUGCCUGCACAAACUUAUUUAUACUGUACCUGCUGAAUGAGCUGCUUGUGAAGCUCAAUGCAACAGAAGAGUCGCGAAAAGCGCAUGCAAGCAACAUAAAGACAGUAAAGAAUACGCUGAAGGAAAUACUAAAGAUAGGACAGAAGAAGAUUGACAUUAUAAAGGCGAACAGCACGGAGGCACUAAAAAACACUGCAGUGACGCUCAGCAAGAAAUUCAAGGAGAUUGAAGAGCUGAUUCAUUCAAAACAAGAAAGCACAAAAGCAGGAAAAGUAGAGUCAAAGGAGAAGAAGAAAAGAGAGACGACAAAAACAGCAGAGAAGGUAGAGGAGAAGAAGGAAGAGAUCGAUGAAACAUACUUGGAUAUAGAAUAUCUGGAAAGUUUAUGCAGAAAGAAAGAUGUUAAGGGUGUGAUAAAAUACAUUAAAGAGUUGAAGAAAACCAUGUAA
Nematocida ausubeli is the source of this 600-nucleotide messenger RNA. RefSeq lists its product as uncharacterized. The transcript has a single exon. The record is from RefSeq and is a predicted model, not a curated record. NCBI's taxonomy places the organism in Eukaryota, Fungi, Microsporidia. Bases 1 to 600 code for a protein of 199 amino acids.